Ruditapes philippinarum (Manila clam) is the source of this 2235-nucleotide messenger RNA. Its product is annotated as U3 small nucleolar ribonucleoprotein protein IMP4-like. Bases 141 to 1019 code for a protein of 292 amino acids. The transcript is spliced from 8 exons. Gene Ontology annotation, biological process: rRNA processing. Gene Ontology annotation, molecular function: snoRNA binding; rRNA primary transcript binding. The record is from RefSeq and is a predicted model, not a curated record. NCBI's taxonomy places the organism in Eukaryota, Metazoa, Mollusca, Bivalvia, Venerida, Veneridae. Gene Ontology annotation, cellular component: Mpp10 complex; small-subunit processome; nucleolus.
CUAAGAGCGUUUGUUGACAUAGAAAAUCAGUAAAAAAAACGUGUUUUACAAUUAUAUGAAAAAUAAUAACACAAGGGAUAAAUUUAUUCAUUUUGUCUUCUUCUAGUUUACCGUUGAUCAAUUAUCAACGUUUGAUCAAAAUGAUUCGUCGUCAGGCAAGACUGAGACGAGAAUAUAUCUACAGGAAGUCAAUUGAAGACAGGGAAAGAACAAUUCUUGAAAAGAAGCAAAGACUUAGAAGUGCUUUAGAUGAGAAUAAACAGAUACCAUCAGAUCUACAGGAUGAUGCUAUACCAAUCCAGAAAACUCUAGACUGGGAUUACGAGGAUUUUACAGGAAAUACAACUCAUAUAGAUGAUGAAUAUAAGUGGGCGGGAGUAGAAGACCCUAAAAUAAUGGUUACAACUUCCAGAGAUCCUAGCUCUAAACUAAAACAGUUUGCCAAGGAAGUACGACUUUUGUUUCCAAAUUCACAAAGAAUCAACCGCGGUAACUACGAGAUAAAGCAGCUUGUGGACGCGUGUCGGUCCAAUGACGUAACAGAUCUUAUUAUUGUACAAGAACAUCGUGGAGUACCUGAUGGUCUCGUUAUAUGUCAUCUACCGUACGGACCCACGGCAUACUUUAAUCUGUCAAACGUCGUGAUGAGACACGACAUUCCUGAUACAGGGACAAUGUCCGAGGCUUACCCUCAUUUAAUCUUUAAUAACUUUUCUUCAAAGCUUGGAAAUAGGGUGAAGAGUAUAUUGAAAUAUCUAUAUCCUGUACCAAAAGAGGACAGUAGAAGAAUAAUGACAUUUUCUAAUGAUGAUGAUUUCAUAUCUUUUCGACAUCAUGUAUAUAAGAAAGUUGAUGGUGGGAAAGAUAUUGAAUUAGAGGAAGUUGGACCAAGAUUUGAAAUGAAAGUUUACCAAAUAAUUCUGGGAACUUUGGACACAGUCUCUAGCUCAGAUGUAGAAUGGGUGUAUAGACCUUACAUGAACACUGCCAAGAAAAGGAAGUUUUUGACAAAUGAAUGAAAUCAGUGAUAAGACAUUGGAUAUACAUGUGUAAAUUGUGAAAGAUCAAGCCAGACCUGUUAAUGGAUGUUGCAGUUAUUUACCGCAGAUAAGCAUGGACUGCAAUGUUUGUGCACGCCUUGAUUUGAAACUUUAAAAGGAAUAACAAUAUCAAGUCCUAGGCCAUUAAAAGUAGCUUACAUUAAUAUAAAAGAUUUAAAGCUCAGAAAUUGGAUAUUUUUUAUGCAUCUUGAUAAAGAUAGUUCAUCUAGAAAAAUAUUGAAUUCAUAAUAAUUGGAUAAAAACAACUAAUGACUUGAGUGAAGUUUACUCAGAAAAUGAUUCAAAACAUCCAAAUUUAUCUGAAACUCGGUCCCAUGUGAAAAGAAUCUUGUCUAGAGUGAGUCUAAUUAAUAACAAAAAAAAAAGCAACAACAAAAUGCAAACAAAAAAGUACAAAAAAAUACCCAAGCAAUGACUAAAAGUAUUUCUUCAAAAAGAAGAACACAAGGAUGAUAUGUUAGUAAAUAUGUUUUAUGUCUUUGUUAUUGUCGGUAAAUAGCUUAUUAGCUAAUGUUUCUUGUAAUAUGUAUACCGACUCAAAAUAAAGUUUCUUGUAUCUUAUCAAUAAGAACAGUUUUAAUGUUUUUGGGUUUGUUUUUUUUGUCUUUUUUUUAAGUAACCGGAGUGCAUAUUUCAAUUAACUUUAUGAUUCAGACAGUUAUACUAGUAAAAACGGUUUAUUGAUGGGGUAAAAGUUUUAAUGAUAUGUAUAAAGUAUUCUUCAUCUGCACAGUUUCUGGAUGACUGUAUGCAUAUAUUGUUAUAAUAAACAAUUCAUUUUUUUGACUGCACUCGGUAACAGCAUAUUUUACGUGCAAUAAAUAAAUCUGCUUGAGGGUGUGUGUAAGAAUAGUGCAUUAGUAAUAACAACUUGUUUACUUGACACUUUUUUGUGACAGUUAUAAAUUGGUUUCACUGACUGACUUGGUGAGAUGAGCAGAAUAUAUUCGGCAACUAGUUUCAGUACAUUGUGCAGUGCUGUUAUGUCAACUCUCUGAAUAAAGAUCCUGAACUAUGAUUGUCCUCUUCAUUUUGUGCCAUUGUUUUGUGUUUUCUGCUAUAUAAUAAAAAGGUUAAUGAUAAUUAUAUUAACUUGUAAAGAAAGACCACCUGUUGAUAACAGUUAUCAGUACAUUGCAAUGCUGUAAAACCUCUGAAUAAAGAUCCUGAAUUA